UUACUUCGAGGAGAGCGGUUGAUUCAAAUCAUUUGAACUGCAAAGUCUCGUGUUGAUCAUUCUGCUUGCAGUAGUCGAGUCUGUGUGAAGGAUCUUGAUUCUGUGUUCAGGUGUUUGUUGUUCCUAGCAGUAGCAGCCUUCUUUUCCCCUGCCCCAGAGCUUAGUCAAGUUAGUGUUCAUAAUCAUGAUAAUGAAGUAGUAGUAUUGACACAAGUAGGUGCGCUUCGGCAUCUGAGGCAGUAAGUAUGAGCUGGGUCCAAGAGGAGUGGAAGGAUGGACUGGCUCCGAGCGUACUGCAUAAAAUUGAUCAGCUUGAGAGACAAACUGAACAAUUGCGGAAAGAGAAUCAGCAGAGGCGUUUCCAGGUCGAUACGUUAGAGCAGGCACUGCGCAAGCAGAAAAAAGCAGUGGAGGAGGAAAAACAAGUAAGUGGCGAACUGAAGGGCGAGCUGCAAUCAGUAACCAGAUCCAAUUGUGAAUUGGAACAAAAAUUGUCACGUCACGAAAAUGAUCAGUCGAGGCAAUUGGCUGCUGAGCGCAGUGCUCUGGGUUCUCUCAAAUCGCGGAAUAUCGCAGCCCAGGAGCUGUUGAAGAAGCGAGAGAGCGAGGCACGCGUUCUGACAGAGCGAUGUAACGAGUUGACAAGUGAUUUGGGUUCGUGUCGUGAGGAGCUGGUUGCUGCAAGUACGAACAUGGAGAAAUUGACCGAUCAGAUGGCUGUAUGUAAGAACGAGCUGAGAAUGGAGAAGGAGAACUCAGCCGUACACUGCAGGGACUUGGAGAAAGUGAAUGCAUCAUUGGCCAACGAUUUGGUGGAUUUGCAAGAGCAGUUGAGAGGCGAGAAAGCCAAUUGCGAAGCCACUCAGAACCGGAAUGAGGAACUGACACGGCAGGUGAACGUGUAUGCCGAGCAGGCGUCCGAGCUGUGUAAGGAGCGUGAUGAGAGCAAUGCGACCACUUUGAGUAUGAAAGUCGAACUGGAGGAGCUGAAAUCUACAUAUGACGCAGCAGCCCUGGGAUGUACCUCUGCCACUGAGCUCGCCAGGUCUCUGCAGGAGCGGCUGGAUGCCUCCGAGCGCCUGUGUUCAGAGGCAGCAGAAGAGAUGGGACCUCUGGGUGACCAGCUUGCCUCCUACAAGGAUCAGGUUGAUAGCUUGACCGUGGAGCGUGAUCAGCUACUCGAGCACAGUAAUGCAGCACAGGCAUUGCUGGAGCAGCUCGAGGAUGCACGUAUGGACAGUGAGCAACGCUACAGUGAUCUACUAGCUACAGUAGAGGUCAACGGCGAGAACCAGUCACUGUCUGCUGAUGUUCUGGAAGCUAAGGAUGAGCAGCUAUCUUUGAUCAUAUUAGAGAAAGAAAACAUCUCCAGCCAGUUGCAGAUCGAAGCCGAUCAGGUCGCCAAGCUGACCGAUCAGAAUGAGAACCUAGAAAAUCAGCUAGAAGCUGCUAAUGACCAACUGUGUUCUGUUUCGACACAGCUCUCUGCAGCUAGCCAGAGCAUGGAACGCAUGGAGCAGGAGAUUUCAGAGCAAGCCAACCAGCUGUCCAGCGGUACGGCGGUGCUCAGGAGCAAAGAUGAGCAGUUGCAAACUGUCACUCAGGAGUUCACCGUCCAAGCCGGUGAGUUGCACGGCAAACUGGAGACAUUGGAGAUAGCUCUCACCAACAAAGAGAACCAAUACAUCCACGCUCAAACGCGCAUCACUGAUCUUAGUCGAGAGCUCGAACAGCGCACACACGAUCAUCAAGCUGAGCUGGAAAGUGUUCUCAAGGAUCUUGAGCAGAGAGAAGGCCAAAGCGAACAGCUCGAGCAGCUCCAAAUGGCAGAGGCGCAACUAAAUAAUGAACUUGGUCAACUAAAACAUGCCGCUUCUGCCCGUGCCAAAGAAAACGAGCAGCUACAGGUGGAGCGGGAUGAGGCGAUCCUGCGUUGCGAGACAGCAGCGAGCAAGAACAACGACCUCAGCGAGCGGCUGUCACAACUCAGCGGUACCCUGUCGGCUUGCCAGGAAGACAAUGGCCGCCUUUCCUCAUGCAUUGACGAGGAACGCCGGCGCAAUUCAUCCCUUGAGGAUGAGAACGGUAACCUGGCAUCGCAGGCUGCUGCACUCUCUACUCGCGCUACGGAGCUAGAGGCAGCCAUGCACGGCCUGGAAGAGCAAGCCGCUACUACGACAUCGUCUCUGGAGACAGAGCAACAGGCACAUGCCAAGACAAAGGCCACUCUUCUAGAGGAAAGUGCUGAGGAGAGGGUGAAGCUCGGUUCAGAAAUCGACUCUCUGUCUUCCCAGCUUAGCUCAUCCCGUGCUGAAGUAGCCGAACUCAUGCAGAAGCAGUCAGCUGCCGACAACAUAGCCAGUGAGCUACGUGUCCAGUUGAACAAUGUGAUGGCGGAGAAUGGCGUUCUUAGCACUGAGAUGCAGGAUACGACACAGCAAGCCGCCCGUCUGGAGGAGAAGCUUCAACUGCUGGAAGAAGAGUACUCUGGCAUUGUUUCUCAAUUGGACGGUGCACGAAAUACGCUUCAAGCAAAGGAGGACAUGCUAUCCAACAUGCAAGGGCAAGUAGAAACGCUUGAAGCCGAGUGUUCGCAGUGCAAAGCAGAUGCGCAAUCUCUGGCCGAGCUGACAGAACAACUUGGCCUUACUCAGAGUUCGCUGACCGAGCUGACAGAACAGCUGCAGAGCGUCACGGAGGAGAAAGUUCAAGCAACUGAGCUAGUCACCAAUCUUGCAGAGGACCUGUCGCAGAAAAACAACCAACUUGAUUGUCUCGUGUCUGAAUUCAGCGACAGCAAGGCCAGUCUAGUGACAAUGACGAACGACCUGCGGCUGAAGGAUGAAGAACUGAGUACGCUGAAAAUUCAGUUGACAGCUGCACAGGAAGAACAAAACACUUUGCAAGGCGAGUUAUUGAAGCAACAAGACCUUCACAAUGAACUUGAACUGAAGCUAGACGAGGCACGGCUUGACACGGACAACGCCACUGCCGCAAACCAGGCGCUGUGCGGGGAGCUGUCUCAGCGGCUGUCCGAUUCUGAGCAGCGUAAGCUACAGCUUGAAGCAGACCUGGACAAUGUCCAAAACUCUGCUGCUAGCCAACGAGAACAACAUGCAGAAGAAUAUUCGCAGCUAGCCUCACAGCUAUGCAAGCAGGAGAAGGAGGCUGCUGAGGUGGCUGCACAGCGUAAUCAGCUCUCUCAGGAAUGUUCAGCUCAUGCACAGACAGCCUCGGAGUUACAGGAGCGGCUGGCCAGUGCAGAAUCAGCCAUUGCACAAGAUCACGCCAAGGUUGAGAGCAUAACAGCCUUGCUCGAUGCAGAAAAGCAGCGGGCCUGUCAUCUUGAGCAACUCAAGGAAGAAUCAGCAGAACAUGUGACACAACUUCACAGCAAAGUGUCGUGUCUUGAAGAUGCACUUGAGCAGCAGCAAGGCGUUGCACAGACUGCCUUAGCUGACCAAGUCGUGGCAUACAACGAGACCGUUGCCAAGCUGGAGCAAAUGGAGCAAGCCACAGCACAGCAAACCGCUGAGACAUCUGCACAGAUUGAACAGCUGUCGGCGGAUUUAACUGCAUCCAAACAGCUCAUCUGUGAACUGCGCGAGCAGUGUGCCGCAGCCAGUGGUUCCAUGCAAGACCUCGACGAGCAACUACGCUGUGCGACUAGGGAGAAGAGCCUAGCCGACGAACUCGCUUCAACGCUUCAGCAGCGUCUUGCAGAGAGAGAAGAAUCUGAGGCCAGUCUUGGCCACAAGCUGCAAGAUGCUAAUUCGGAAAAGGAUAGCCUAUUAGCAUCACUUAACGCUUCCCGAAUCGCCUGCGAUGAGCUGCAAUGUCACGUGAACGAGUCGCGGGAUGAGAAGACGCAGCUGCAAGAGGAGCUGGGUGCCGCAAAUGACGCACUUCAUGUCGUUUCCGAAGACCGUGAUCGCCUCAACAGUGAGCACGAGCGACUGCGCUCUUGCCUGCAUGACGUAGAGGAGAACAGUGUGCGAGCAAUGACAGACUUUGAGGAGACCCUCGCCGAGCAACGCACUACCCUAUCAGCGACCAUUGGCGACUUGAAGAGCGAGCUCCUAUCUGCUGCAGACCAUCUUGCAGAGGAACAGUCCAAAGCAGCCAGCAGUGCACAGAUGCUUGACGUUGAGCGGAACCGAAUUAUCGCCCUGGAUGCGGAGAAAUCUGAUCUGGUGAAGAAAUCCGCUCAGUUUCAGGCCCAUGCUGCUACACUGGAGGAGACGAUUAGAUCUCAGCAAAACACUCUGCAGGAAAACGAAGCUGAGCGUACCGAGACCAAGCGACAGCAUGCAGAGACACUGCUUGAUCUGGAACAUGCAAUGGCGGAGGCAGAUCAGCAUCAUCGUCAGGAACUUGAUCGGCUCUUGCGUGAGCUCGCCGUGGCUAAGGAGGAUGCUGACGGUGUCACAGACCAACUUCGCGCCACUAAAACCUUGGUCGGUGAACUCCGCGAGUCAUGCAACAGCAUAGAACUAGAGAAGCAAGAUGCUCUGUGUCGUGCUGCAUCACUUGAAGCUGAACGCUUGAAGAACGAGACAGCACUCGCUGAGCUAGAGGUCCAGCGUUGCACCCUGACUGAUCAAGUAACGGCAGCCACUGAUGCAAUGCGCCAAAAGCAGAAUGAUCUGACCGAUGUUGAACUUCACGUGCACUCAGAGCGCCAGAAGUGCACUGCACUGGCACAAGAAAUUGUCACUCUCCAGGCCACGGAGACCACUCUCAAUGAGAAGAUUGCCGACUUACUUGUUGUGCAGGACAAUUCAACAGCUUCACUGAAGACAGCACAGUCGAUGUGCACCGACUUGGAGGAUCAGCUUCGCACUGUGCGAAGCAGCGAGUCAUGCCUUGGGGAUGAUCUGAAUGUGACCAAGCAAUCACUCUACAAUGCUAAUGCUGAGCUGGCUGAAGUCCGUGCCCGGCUGUUGUCAAGUGAACAGAACUAUGGAAAUGCUCAAACCAGCGCCGAGCGGCUGACCGGUGAUCUGCAAGACCUGCAGUCUUCUUGGAAUGCAGAGCGACAGGCACUUUCUUCUGAUCUUGCCAGCAGUCUGAGGACAUGCGACGAGUGGAACUCUAAGUUUGAUCAUCUGCGGAGCAGUGCUGAUGAGCUGGAGACCCAGCUGCUGGCAUCCAAUGAAUCUUGUGACAAGAAGCAAGUGGAGAUUGUCGCGCUCAGCGAGAAACUGGCAGCCAGUGAACGCGACCUUGCGGUUAUGUCCGCCGAGAGUGACUCUCUGCAGUCGCAAACUGCCAAUCUGGAAGAGACGCUUGCGGAUGUCCAUACCCGGUACAAUGACAUCGAACAACAGCAUGCGGACUGCGCAGCAGUAUCCGCACAGCAGGAAGAUAGACUGCGUAGUGCAGAAACCGCAUUGGCGCAGGCUACAGCAGAGGUGGCAAGUGCGUCAAAGCAUCUACAGGACGAGAGAGAUCGUCUGUGUAGCCUAGAGGCAGAAAAGAACAGAAUCACAGAGCAGUCGGGUGUGCUUGAGAGCCGCAUCUCUCAGCUGGAAGAAGCUCUCGGCCAACAACAAGCAAUCGCUGGGGGACUGCAAGGCACACUGGAUGAGAUGGAGCGGCACCAUGCAGACGACUUGUCAUCUGCUACCAGCCGCAUAGAAGAGCUGUGCCAGCAGCUGGACCGUGCUGGCACCGAAAACCAAGACAUGUGCGAGCAGAUAUCCUGCCUCACCGGUCAGUGCGAGCAGAUGGACGCAGGCGUUGGUCAACUCAAGUCCGAGCUUGCCGCAUCUUUAGGCCACGCUGAGCAGCUUAGUGAGAAGGUCAAGUGUCAAGAGGCAGAGGUGAGUAGUUACAACUCACAGCUGACGAGUGUGGAGCAAGAGUGCGAACGCUUGCGUCAAACUGAAGCCCUACACAAAGGCAGUCAAACCGAAGCCAAGCUGAGAGCCAGUCAGCUAGAGACCGAGCGAGAUGACCUUCAUGCUACGGUCGGUGCUGUGCGAAAGUCUUAUGCUGAUCUUGAGCUGCGUUAUGCAACAGCGGAGUCCUGCAGAGCUACGCUCGAACAGGAGCUUGAGCAGCGGAACGAAAAGUCUGACCACCUCGCAGCUGAAGUGCAGGAGUUGAUGACCAAACUUUCAACAUCCGAGACCUGUGUUCAACGGGCGACUUGCUUGUUCGAAGAGUCACGACAAGAUCUGACAGUUGCACAGGAGGCAUGGGACUUGGAGCGGCAGGGGCUCAUGGAGCGUCUUGCUGAGGCUGGUCGAGUACACAGCGACCUCACUAACCAACUCAAGAAAGCAGAAGAAAAUAUUUGCAGGCUGCAAAGUCGUCUUGCUGAUGCUGCAGAGCGUGAUGAUAAGAACGCCCGGGAGCUCAUUGCCCUCCAGGAAAGAUUCGACGUUUCUGACCAGGAUAGAAAGACACUGACGCUGGAUAACGGCCAGUUGCAGGAAGACUGCCGUCGGCUUCAAGCUUCUUUAGCUCAGCAGGAAGAGAAGACGAAAAACUUGACUGGCCAGUGUAUGGACUAUGUAGCGAGAUGCGAACAGUCUGCUGAGGAGAUUGCAGGCUUGAACGAAAAGUUAGCAUGUGGUCAACCCGAGUUGGAGCAAGCACUGUCCGGAAUCAACAGUGCCAUGCACCUAUUGGAGAGUGAGCGGCAGCAAGUGGCCAUGCUGAUGCAGGAUAACGCAGAACAGUCAGCUACGAUCAGCCAGUUGCAAGACAACACCUGCAAGCUGGAGGAAGUUCUACAGGAGAAAGAGCAAGCUCACGACAAAGCCAUUUCUUCAAUAGAAGAGGCGGCCUCGGCAAAGGAGUCUGAACUUCAACAACACGUUGAGCGACUGUCAUUGGACUUGGCUGAGAUGCAGACGACUAGUAGAUCUGCAUCAGACGAGCUCUCGACCUCUCAAGAGUUAGUAGCUGAGCUGCGUCAAUCCUUGACUGUUGUCGAGCAAGGGAAGAAUGACUGUCAAGAUCAGAUCUGCUCUCUCGUGGCUGAUGUGUCACAAAAGAACGAGGAACUUGAGCAGCUCGCUACCCAACAUACAGCCCUCACUCAGCAAAUGGGUUCAGCCCAUGACAGAAUUGGUCAUCAAGAGCAAGACAUUGCAAUGUACACAGGCCAAUUGCAAGAGUCUCAGAAGGAGUGUAAACGUCUCGAAGAAAAGCUGGAGUGCAUGUUGCAAUCGGAAUCCGCAGCGCAACAACAGUCGGACAAACUCCGCGAGGAGAUGAGCACUAUCUCAAAUACACUGGCUGCAGCAGAGGCAUCACGCCAAGAGCUCGCAGAAGUCUUCGAGCAGUCUCUUGCAGACAAGCAGCAACUAAGCGAAGAGCUAGCACAGGCAAGAGAUACGUUGAACACUACACACGCUGGUAUGACUGCUGACCUGUCAUCAUCCCAGGACUUCAUCAAGCGUCUUCAAAGCCAGUUGCAGGAAUCUGUGUCUGACAUGCAAGUUGCAGAAGAUGCCUGGCAGCUUGAGAGGCAGGGCAUGGCUGAUCGCCUUGCAGAGGUACAGAAGGUGCGCACGGAUUUGCUGGAGCAGCACUCAGCAAUGACAGAAACCAUUGUGGCCCUGAAAGAUGAUGUAGCCAAUGUCAAAUCAAAUGCAGAGCAGAGUCGGUCCGAGGCAGUGUGCCUUGGUGAGCAGCUAGCAGCAGCCAAGCAAGAGCUGGAAGCGCUUCAAGAAGACCGGGAAAAGUAUAGUGACCAGCGUAGUCGAAUGGAGUCAACGCUUGCACAGGAACAAGAACUUACAAGUCUAGCCCAGGAGCAGUGUUCAAUGCUGUCAAAGAAAUGUGAGGAGUAUGCUGAAGAAGUGGCUGCUCUGAAGGAGAAACUGGAAUGUGGCCAGCCUGAGCUACAGCAAGCACUGUCUGGAAUCAACAGUGCUAUGGUAUUGUUGGAAAGUGAAAGAGAGCGUGUGACGAUUCUGGAGCAAGAGGACAGUGAUCGAUCAGCUCAAAUCAGCCAGUUGAGAGAUGACAUAUCAGUAUUGGAGAAAACGCUAGCAGAACAACGGCAAGUUCACGAUGGUGCUCUCUCUUCUAUCCAAGAGACAGCUUCCGCCAAGGAAUCUGAGCUGCAUCAACAAGUCGGAACGUUGUCAUCAGAGUUGAGUGAGAUGCAGAAGUCUGUUACAUCUGUUUCAGAAAAGCUCUCAACGUCUGAGGGAUUUAUGGCCGAGCUUCGUCAGUCCUUGACUGUUGUCGAGCGUGAGAAAGAGGACUGUCAAAAUCAGAUCUACUCACUUGUGGCUGAUGUGUCACAAAAGAACGAGGAAGUUGAGCAGCUCACUGCCAAGCAAACUGCCCUCACCCACCAAUUGGAUUCAGCCCAUGACAGAAUUGGUCAUCAAGAGCACGACAUUGCAAUGUACACAGGUCAAUUGCAAGAGUCUCAGCAGGAGUGUAAACGUCUCAAAGAAAAGCUGGAGUGCAUGUUGCAAUCGGAAUCCGCAGCGCAACAACAAUCGGACAAACUCCGCGAGGAGAUGAGCACUAUCUCAAAUACACUGGCUGCAGCAGAGGCAUCACGCCAAGAGCUCGCAGAAGUCUUCGAGCAGUCUCUUGCAGACAAGCAGCAACUAAGCGAAGAGCUAGCACAGGCAAGAGAUACGUUGAACACUACACAAGCUGGUAUGACUGCUGACCUGUCAUCAUCCCAGGACUUCAUCAAGCGUCUUCAAAGUCAGCUGCAGGAAUCUGUGUCUGACAUGCAAGUUGCAGAAGAUGCCUGGCAGCUUGAGAGGCAGGGCAUGGCUGAUCGCCUUGCAGAGGUACAGAAGGUGCGCACGGAUUUGCUGGAGCAGCACUCAGCAAUGACAGAAACCAUUGUGGCCCUGAAAGAUGAUGUAGCCAAUGUCAAAUCAAAUGCAGAGCAGAGUCGAUCCGAGGCAGUGUGCCUUGGUGAGCAGCUAGCAGCAGCCAAGCAAGAGCUGGAAGUGCUUCAAGAAGACCGGGAAAAGUAUAAUGAUGAGCGCAGUCGAAUGGAGUCAACGCUUGCACAGGAACAAGAACUUAUGAGUCAAGCCCAGGAGCAGUGUUCAAUGCUGUCAAAGAAAUGUGAGGAGUAUGCUGAAGAAGUGGCUGCUCUGAAGGAGAAACUGGAAUGUGGCCAGCCUGAGCUACAGCAAGCACUGUCCGGAAUCGACAGUGCCAUGGUAUUGUUGGAAAGUGAAAGGGAGCGUGUGACGACUCUGGAGCAAGAGAACAGUGAUCGAUCAGCUCAAAUCAGCCAGUUGAGAGAUGACAUAUCAGUAUUGGAGAAAACGCUAGCAGAACAACGGCAAGUUCACGAUGGUGCUCUCUCUUCUAUCCAAGAGACAGCUUCCGCCAAGGAAUCUGAGCUGCACAAACAAGUCAGAACAUUGUCAUCAGAGUUGAGUGAGAUGCAAAAGACUGCCGUGUCUUUGACAGACAAGCUCUCGACAUCUGAAGACUUGGUAGUUGAGCUUCGGCAGUCAUUGAGCAGUGCCGAGCAACAGAAGAAUGACUGCCAGGACCAGAUCUGUUCUCUAACUGCUGAUUUGUCACAAAAGAAUGAAGACCUUCGCCAAUUGGAAGCUGAACAUAGCUCAUUAGCAACACAGCUUUCAGCAGCGCAUGAGAAAGAAAUGCUGCUCAGGUCGGAAUCUGACCUUGCUAGUGAGAAGAACCUAGAAGAGAUACGUGCUGAGAAAGAUUCAGCCCUGGAGUCACUGUCCGCAUCUAAUCAAUGCCGUGGGGAGUUGGAAACGCAGCUGAGCACGGCACGGGAGGAGUGUGCCUAUGCUUCCGAGCAACUUUCCCUGAUGAGGCAAGCGAAGGAGGAUACACAAUGCCAAAUCGAUGAGCUGAGAAACAAGCUGCUGUCGGCUGAAGAGAGUGCAGCAGACAACGAGCGACUGUUAGAAGAGUCCGUGAUAGCGAUGAAGACUGCCAUGGGCCUGUGGCAAUCUGAGAGGGCCAGUCUUACAGAGCGCACUACAGCUGCAGAGAGUAGCUGUGAUGAAUUGUCAGCGCAGAAUGCUGACAACAUGUCAGUGGUGGCCGACCUGAAGACGCGGCUCGCUAAAGCCGAGUCACAGUGUACGCAUGCUGCUGAAGAAGUGCAACAACUUGCCGAAGAAUCAGAUCGUGCCAAGAACCAGCUCAGCACAAUGUGCCGUGAGAGAGAAGAACUGGAGGAGUCACUGCGGACAUUGCAACUCUCUGCUGCUGAGCACGAUGAGAACUGCACAAGUGCCACACUUCGCUAUGACACCCUCAAUCAGCAAUGCGACGCCUACACUGCACGGAUAUCCGAGCUCAAUGCCACUGUUAAGGAGCUUGAGAUCUCGUUGGAAUCAUCCAAAGCUGAGGCACAGCAAGUACUCGCGGAACAAACUGACCGUUACACCUCACUGGCCGAAGCACAAUCAGCCAUUGAGUCAGAGAAAGAAGAUUUUAUCGCUCAAGUUGCUGCUCUGCAGGAAUCUCUGCAAGAACAAGUUGCUGCGACCGCUGCUGCGAAAGAGGAGUACAAGGAGAAAAGGACCUCGUCGUGUCUUCACUGUGAUCGCUUCAAGGUGGAGCAGAAGUCACUCAACAGUGAAGUAGAGCACUUAGAGAAACAAGUUGACAAGUUGUCCACGGACUUGUUCGAGGUACAUGAAAGGUGUAGCCUCCUGUCAUCAGAGAGGGAUGCUGCAUUGAAGAAGCUGGACUCAGUAUCUGCCAUGCCCAUACCAACUGUGCACCAGGCAGACAGCGGAGCCCAGCCUGACACUGCACAGUCGCAGGCUGCCAUGAGAGAGGAAGUGCAGCGACUCCAGGCGGCUCUGCAGGAAAGAGACGAGCAAAUCGAUUUGGAGCGACGGCAAGUGGUGGCAGCGGCCGAAGCAUUCAUUGCUGAGCGAGAAGCUGAAUUUGCUGCUGCCACGCAGCAGGCCAAGCACAGCUCUACAGACUCGGCUUCUGCUGUUGCCCGUGCUGAGGCAGCAGAGAUUGAGAUUGCGCAGCUUCGUCAUGACCUUCUCCAGGAGCGCCAGGCCAAGGCAACACUACUGGCUACGGCGGAGGAACAGCAGCAGGCAGGUUUGCAGACAGGUUUGAAGACAACAUCGUCUGGAAGUGAUCCUUCCCUGGACGUUGUAACGAAACUGGAUAAGCUGCAAUCACGCUGUGCGCAUCUUGAACAGGAGCUGGAGAGUGGACGGCUGGAGUUGAAGACCGCUCAGGCUGAUGCAACAGAAAAGGUUCAGACAAGCAAGUCGCGUGUGGCGUUGCUUGAGAAGGAGAUGACCGGCCUCAGCUCAUCCUUGAAAGACGUUCAAUGUGAGAAUGAUCGAAUGGUGGAAGUGGUGAAGUCGCUUCGGGCCGAAGUUUCCUCACUGGAAGGAAUGCGCGCCGAAGCUAGCCGGGCCAGCGAGGCACUUUCAGAAGUUGAACUCAACCUUCGUAAACAGGUUGAUGAAAACAAAGAACUGCACAAUGACAUUGGCAUGCUGCAGCAACGCUGUGCAGAGCUGAAGGACACUGCUGUAGCACGCCGCCGCUCCGUGUUACGGGAACGUGACAACCUAGUUGCCGCACUACGAGACCGUGAGUCACAUGACGCGUCGCUGGUCUCUGAGCUGAAAGACAAAUGUGAGCAGCUGCAAAAAGAGAACAAGGAACUGGUUGUUGCAGGUAGCAAGCCUGUCAGCGUGAAACUUGCCACCACCCCAGACAGGCAGGGGAGUGUUGGCAAAGUGAAGCUCUGCGUUGCUGCUGAUGCUAGUGUUGAAUCAUUGCCCGAGGAAAGAUCCGAAGCCCUUGACAUGCCCCCACCACCACCACCGGCAGCUGCAUCCACCUCGCCAGCAGCUAGCAGCACUGCAUCAGUACCAGCCUCGACAAAUACACCAGCGGCUGCUUUGUCGCAUGAGAAGUCUCCAAAGUCUCCCGCAGAGAAAGGAUCAUCACUGACGUGCGCCGAGCUGAUGGCUCAGUCUCAGUCUGUUGUUCGUCAGGGCCUGCCGCACACCGUGUCACGCGGAUUGCUCGAUAUUCCGACUGGCUGCGUGACCUCGCCCAUGAUAGUGCGCCGCACGACGCGCUCUGCUGCACUCCUGGGCAAAUCCAAUCUCUUGGGACUUGCUGGCACGCUAGCGACCUCCACUGCCUUACCUGCAGCUCCGCAGAGUGCUUGUCUGAACAAAGUGGAAGCAGCGUCUGCAGGGUCCAGACCGUCCAGUACAGAACCAGUCAAACUGCUGUCCCCACGCCGGCGUCCCAGGCCUGUCAAGCGCAAGAAUGAUGAAAACUCUGGAGGUGUGAUGAAGAAAGGUACAAGCACGGUUGAGCAACGCUCAUCCAAGCCGCAGAACCCUCCUGUCGGCUCUUCUAGCGUUAGCAGCUCUGUCCUGUCUGAAAGGAACGUGCCCUCGUCUCGUGUUGCCGCUUCAUCGGUUCCUGCAGCGACAGAUUGCACUAAGUCCAGCCUGACUGCGGCCAUGAAGUCCACUGCAGUCCUGCAAUCUAAUGUGCCUGUUGCUGCUGCUGCUGCUGUGAAACCCAGCAGUGCAUCUGCUCCUGCUGUAGAACCUGUAGCAGCGGCAGCAGCCGUCUCGACAACUGAAGCAACAGCGGCCAAUUCCGGUGCUAAGCCGGUCUCCAGUUUAGCCCCGCCGGCUAGACGCUCCACACGGCGACGGGCUCCUGCGGCCCCUGCUCAACCCGAGCCUGAGCAGUGCAAAACACAAUAAGUACCAUUUUAACAUGUAGUUGCACUACUAGUAUAUCGUACACAUGUACACCGGAUUUUGUUUGUACUGGAACGGUACAUGAACUGCAGUGCGCUUAGUCAGUGCAACCUAUCUGACUUGCCAUUUCGCCAACUUUACUUCUUUCGCUAAUUAUUAUUUGCCUGCCACGCAAGACAAGAACACUGUGCGUGCACAUUGCUACCAAUACGUCCAAGCUGAUCGUUUUCAUUUGCAGCAUGAAUGCCCAGUACAUCCUGAUACUCUAACCCAAUGCAUGCUAGUAUUCUUACAUGAAACACAUGGAAACCAAUCAUUCUAGACACAUGGAAAGUGCAGAUUGUCAUGCACGCGCCCAUAGCAAAACUGAGCACAUUCGCUACGUACGAGAGCAUCCGGAUUGUUUUCCCCAUGGCAAAGAAUCCCUCAUCAUUUUGGCACAAAGUCUGAUGGAAUUGCCCUGUUUUUGUGCUUUGCUUACUUUUUUUCAUGAUUAUAUUGAGUACAAUUAUUUAGUUUGUGUGACCGCUGUUCCACUGUUCUUUGUAUGCCAUUGUCGCCCUUUAAAAUUCCCUGUCACACUUGCUGAUAUUGUCUUUUUCUUAUCCUUUUCUUUUUUGUUUUUGUUUCUUUAUAUACAGUUCUUCACCAUGACCGUUGAUAUGUCAAUAACAAUGUUGAAUUGCUAGACCAGUUGUCUACAGCUGGUCUGACUGCUCUUGAUAUCACUGCGUUUGCCUUCAACUGUCGCCCACAUUGCUAACCUAACCAUCAUCAAUUUGCUGACCGGCCGGCCAUCUUUAUUAUUUGUGUUCAUCUGUUGCAAUCUCGUUUUAUGAAUCGACUGUUUGCUAACUUUGCCAUAGGAUAUGUGCGCACACAACAUCGUACACGUAGGCCUUGUGUUGCUCUUGUUUUCUAUUUUUGUUUUACUUUGCCCUGUAUGGAUCUGCAUGAGCUUUGAAUAUUGGCUCAGUGUACACAGUACUACUCAACUGGUGUUGUGAAACUUGGGCCCUUCCCCACAGUGAAAUACAGGUACCAAAUCAUGUACAA
Molecule: messenger RNA, 13760 nt
Organism: Sycon ciliatum
Lineage: Eukaryota; Metazoa; Porifera; Calcarea; Leucosolenida; Sycettidae
Product: centromere protein F-like
Exons: 4
Coding region: 246-12707 (4153 amino acids)
Source: RefSeq, a predicted model, not a curated record